CUUCUUCCCCAUCCCCUCCACGAACGAAUCCAAUCCAAUCGAAUCCCCUUUCCCUUCCGCCGCAAGCAACGGGGCACUCCGGGCGGCGGCCACCACCGGCGAUGAGGUCGACGGACUCGUCGCGGUUCGUGCAGGAGCUGGUGCUCUACGCGGCCAGCGCGGCGCUCAGCUGCCUCGUCCUCUUCGCCGGCCUCCGCCAGCUCGACCCCAACCGCGAGUCCUCCAAGAAGGCGCUGCAGCACAAGAAGGAGAUCGCCAAGCGCCUCGGCAGGCCGCUCAUCUCCACCACCCCCUACGAGGACGUGAUUGCGUGCGACGUCAUCAACCCCGACGAGAUCGACGUGGAGUUCGACUCCGUCGGCGGCCUCGACGAGGUCAAGCAGGCGCUCUACGAGCUCGUCAUCCUGCCCCUGCGCCGCCCGGAGCUAUUCGCGUACGGCAAGCUCCUCAGCCCGCAGAAGGGGGUGCUCCUCUACGGCCCGCCCGGCACGGGCAAGACCAUGCUCGCCAAGGCCAUCGCCAAGGAGUCGGGCGCCGUCUUCAUCAACAUCAGGAUUUCCAAUCUCAUGAGCAAGUGGUUCGGAGACGCACAGAAGCUAGUAUCCGCCGUGUUUAGCCUCGCCCACAAGCUCCAGCCCGCUAUCAUCUUCAUCGAUGAGGUUGAUAGUUUCUUGGGACAGCGAAGGACCACGGACCAUGAAGCUAUGACCAAUAUGAAGACGGAGUUCAUGUCCCUAUGGGACGGUUUCACCACCGAUCAGAAUGCUCGGGUGAUGGUGCUUGCUGCUACAAACAGACCUUCUGAGCUAGACGAGGCCAUUCUCAGGCGAUUUACACAGAUAUUUGAAAUUGGGGUUCCUGUUCGCAGUGAAAGAAGCAAGAUACUUCAAGUUGUAUUGAAGGGUGAAAAUGUCGAGCCCAACAUCGAUUACGAUUACAUUGCCAGUUUGUGUGACGGCUUUACUGGAUCAGAUAUCCUAGAAUUGUGCAAGCAGGCUGCAUUCUACCCGAUCAGGGAGAUUUUGAGCAGCGAGAAGGAUGGGAUUAGACCAGAUAGUCCAAGACCCUUGAAGCAAUCAGACCUGGAGAAAGCUUUGUCAACAUCUAGGAAGGGAAAGAAGUCGGGCCUACAGUCACCUGUGUGGAUCCGGCCGUCAGAUCCUGAAGAUGACCAGGUACAGAGCGCAAUUUUUGAGAUAUCUAAGAUGAUGUCUCGAAUAGUUCAGAACAGUCAGUCGGAACCGCAAGAGCCAUCUUCCCCUUGAACUAAAACCACAAGGUUUUCCUUUUGCUAGAUCUCAUGCAAAUCGGCAGUGGAGUAAGCGCUGGCAUUACCUCAAUAUCGUUAGGUUUUCUUACGCAAGAUUCAGCAUAUGUGUAUUGAUUCAGUUAGCGUCAUGGGGCUGCUCUGGUUUUUUUGAAGUUAAUUGCAGCUGGCAAAGCUCGCACUGAUGUUCAAGUUCCAUCCUUCUGUGUGGUAAAAAAAAAACAGAAAUUUAUCGUUAUGUGGAACACUUGUUCUGGUCGUCUUGUAAUUUUUUUUUAUGAAACUUAACUACUUAGGGUAGACUGUAUACACAUAUUGAAGAAAUGUGCCCUUCGAUUCUUCCCAAA
Molecule: messenger RNA, 1614 nt
Organism: Lolium perenne
Lineage: Eukaryota; Viridiplantae; Streptophyta; Magnoliopsida; Poales; Poaceae
Cellular component (GO): mitochondrial outer membrane
Molecular function (GO): ATP hydrolysis activity; ATP binding
Source: RefSeq, a predicted model, not a curated record